Molecule: messenger RNA, 4409 nt
Organism: Pocillopora meandrina
Lineage: Eukaryota; Metazoa; Cnidaria; Anthozoa; Scleractinia; Pocilloporidae
Source: the annotation of a GenBank genome assembly
CAACAUUUGUUUAAUGUCAAACAUCUUGUUCAACACUUGAGAGCCUGGGCACGCCCCAAAGUAUAAGAAGUUUGGCUGCGAACCGCUUCGGAUCGAGUAUGACUGAAUUGCGACUGUGUUUGGCUUUGUAAUGGCACUCAUCUGAAAUCCAUGUCCGCAAUCGAUCGAUCUUACGACAUGACUUCGUUCUCCGUCAGAGACAUUCUUAAUUUACCCGACACCGGACUAUGCCCGUCUAAAAGCGAAACAACCCAUGAAUCGUCCUCAACCGAGAGUUAUCAUUGCCCUGGCGGAAACACUCAUACUCCGUCAUGUGGCUCUGUAGUGUGUAAUCAAGGCCAAGAGUACUCAUAUACAAGUAAGAAUGAACUUGAUUUUGUAUCUUUGAUCGAGCGAAAAGUAAACGCCGGUAUUUAUGAAGUGCUAAACUCGAUAGAUGGUAAAAAUCUCGCCGAAGUUCUCGAAAGAGUUUAUUUUGUUUCUUCUGUAAACUACGCGCGACGCGACGGAUUUUUCGCAUACAACCGAAUUUCUUUUCCGGAAAACAUACAAUGACGCGUUUUACGAGGCAAUUGCAAGCACGACUGAAAGAUGACUGCAGUUUCAAAUUUUAAUUGAGUGAAUGCCAUAUUGCUUCUAGUUUUGAAGGUUGUUUUCUUUAUGUGUCUCGUGUAAGGGACAACAGGCUAAUUACUGUGGCUUACAGUUCACCUAAUUUCUUACAACUUCGCAGCUCUUUAGUUGUGUCGUAGAUAUCGUUACAUAGGCGAAACAUUAAUGAAAUUUUUUGUUUUUCCGCCGUAACAGAUCCACAUCCGAGCCCGACAGAAAGGCCUUCGACAUCCUCAGCGGGCUCCCAAGAAAUAUCUGAGCGAGAGGAAACGCCAGAUGACUUGAACGAUCCGCCAAAAAAGCGGAAACGAAGAGUUCUGUUCACCAAGGCGCAAACUUAUGAACUCGAAAGAAGGUUUCGUCAACAAAGGUACCUCUCCGCGCCGGAGCGCGAACAGCUCGCGAGAAUAAUCAAUUUAAGCCCGACGCAGGUGAAAAUUUGGUUUCAGAAUCAUCGAUAUAAAUACAAGAAACAGAGUUUUGAAAAAGGAGUUAUGAAUGAAGGACCUCCAUUGUUCACCCCAAGAACUGUUCCUGUGCCUGUCUUAGUGCGAGAUGGCCAGCCUUGUCAUGGCGCUUCGGUCAAUAAUUUUGGAUAUUUACGGCACGAUCCUUCAGACUUCUAUCAUUUUCCUGCAGUAAGUUCAUCAUACAUUCCUCCUAGCAAUCCUUAUUGGAGCUGGUAGCAUAAGCAUGCUUUGUACAACGUGUGUUGUGAGAAGAAUCCACAGAACAAUGCAGAUCUCCUUGAAAUAAUCUGUCACGGAGAAAAGGACAAAGUCAAUUGUAAGCUUAUAAGCCAACAUUGAUUUCAAAAACCUACGAGGGCAAAGGAUCUCAUUAUUUAAAGAAUCUAACAAUUUGUCCAGGUUUGAUGUUUUUAUUAGAUGUUCUUAAAUUUCUUUGGAGUUCUCUUUCGACAAACGCGCAGCAAAGGCUAUUUUCGUGUGAUAUAACAGCUGUUGUCUUUUACGUCUCAGAAAUGAUUUGAAAAGAUUUUUGUUUUUAUCCUUUAAAAAUUGUAAGAAACCAGAUUUUUUUAGCAAAUGAUUUUGUAGAUGUUUCUUUUAAACGAAAAUUUUUGAUUUCGUAGUUAUUUUUGUACUAUAAGUUGCUAGGUUGCUUGAAAAUUGUUCCUAAUGCUUUUAGUAAAUGCAUGUCUGAAAUUAUGAAGAUGGAGAUAAGAGCUCAUCAUUUUUCAGGAGAUAAUCCUUGGCAAGGUAAACUUAAAUUCUAAUUACAAAUCCUCUCGUUUUCACUAAAAUGCUAGUUAUUUGAGUUUGGCGUAAACGUCGGUAGCAAUUAGUUAGUUUUCUUCGCCAAAGCAGCUUUUCGUUUUACCACACGAAUUGUCACAAAACAUUACAACCGCAAUGCUGGGCGCUCACGAAUGAGUGAAUCAAAAUUGACAACGCAAUAUUUGGCAAACAACACGUCUCGUUCUACUUAAAGGAUUUUAUGAGAUGUUCUCUAACACUUUGACACACAAUUUUCGCACUUAACCCGGAGCCUGCUUUUGUAAAACCAAACAACCGAAGAAAUUCUCUCAUUAAGACAUGAAAGUACCAGUUUUUGUUUUCAUUUUAAAGUGAAGAUGGGGAAAAGGUUGUUACGGGCUUUGGUCACAAUGUUUAAUGGACCGUGGAAUCAGCUCGUAAUUGAUUGUUGUUCGUGUUUACCCGAUGAAAAAAGAGGAGUGGUCAGUGUAAUUUCUUAGAAUGGAUCUUUACCAAAUUGAAUCAACGCUAGUUUGCCUUCGGAUUAGCUCAAAAGAAAACAGUGACAAUCGACAGACAUCAUGAGCAAAUCGUUUCGAUAUCACAGAGUUUGAGUCAAUUAGAAUAAGUUAUGCAAUUUGAAACUUAUAAUACUUCCUCUAUUUUGAAUUAAAACCUACACUGUACUCAAAGUUAAAGGUAAAAUUGGUACUACGCUUCAUUUUAUUGAGAGCUUCAAGUCGCAAAUGGAAAAAAAAAACGAGAGAAUCGAAAGAAAACACUAUGAAUAAUACAUUACCCACUGUUUCACUUAUACCUCUUUGUUGAAAAGUGUUAAUAAAUUAGAGAAACAAAAACAUUAUGUUGGAAUGAUUUCGAGUGUUGGAAGCGGGCGUGCUAACGAAGAGCAAAAUUUCGAGCACUUGUUUUCUUCUCGAGAGCAAUAUGUCAAACUCAUCCGACUUUUAACAGACGUUUUCACGCUUUCGUAGUCAAGAGUAGCUUUGGCGAGGAUGGGAAAAGAUAGGUGCAGAUGUGUAAAACAUAGUUCUUGGUUCGAAUUCUUUUCUAUGUGAUGCAAACUUGCCUACAUCUUCAGUCUUCCUACGUAUUUAUAAUUUCAAGUCACUUCACAGAAGGCAAGACUUUCACGAACUCGAUUACCUCCGCGCAGCGCGUGUAUAAAUGAACAAAGUUUUAUUUAUUUUAUUUAACCUAUCUCAGUUACAGCUGACUACUUUAAGUAAUGGAACACAAUUAAACAUUGGAAAUAAAACGAAACAUGAAAGCUCUAUGUAAAACGUGCAUGUCUCUGUGUAGCUAUUUUUAAAAUUGACCCACGAAGACACAUGCCAAUCCGGCCAAGAAGAAUCCAGUUUGAGAAUGAUUUCCAAAGCCAAGCACUUCAGUGUGACUGCUUCUUCAUUUUGUAGAUUUGAGAUUGUGGCAAACAAAUUAAUAGCAAUCAUACAUAGCCAUAUUUUGCGAGAAUUAUGGCAUUAUAGCUACUCUACCACAUAAAUAUAUGGAGAUCUCUAACACUGAAAUGCAUAUAACCUACGCAAAGUGGCCCCCAUGUUUGAAGAGGGAAACUACUUAUAUCGUAACUGAGAUUUUAUAGGUUUGUUUUACGAUGAUGUGAAAGUUCGUAGAUGAUGUUUUUGUCUCACUGAAAUAUGACAGAGACAUUUUUUUGUUAAUAUAAUGGACAAUGUGUAGCUAAAAGGAGGUAGGCGUCACAGGUGGUAGAGUUGCUUAAGUGACGCGCUGAUGUAAAAAUGUCUGAUAUUGUAUGGGAAACUCUGGAUGGUUCUCUUUAACAUUGUUAUGUCUUGGUUACUUUUAAUCUUUCUUUAUCGUCGGAUUUAAAUUAUAUCUAUUGGCGUUAUUCCAUUCUUUUCAUGAGUUACCAGUUAGGAGCACUUCACACAGCUGGUGGUAUGGAAUGAAAUUAGAGCAAAGGCCACGGAAAGAUGCUACAUUGUGUGGAGGUAGCGGAUAUUCAAUUUGUUUCUCGGGAAAUAAAUGGAGGUGUUCCCCGCUUCAACGUGCUUUUAUGAUUCGUAUUGUUUUGGUUGUAACUCAUACCUCAUCUAAGUAUUUAUUACAGCUUUGGUAUACCGAUGGGCGUUUUUAUUCCAAUCUCAAGUAAAUGCAAGAAUUAGGUUUAUUGUUUAAGGAUAAUGUUUUGAAUUGGAACGGUUGUUGCUUCAACAACUAACAGGGCCACUUAAAAAAAUGAAAAAAAAAAUUUUCUCUUGAAAUAUUAAAAUGUCUUUAAUGCAUAAAACGCGGUAGAACCUUUUAAAACAAGGAAUCUAUUAAAAUUAGUUGAAGACCAGUUAACGAAGGUAGUUAUGAGAGGAGAUGACAUCCCACUCGUUUUUGUGUAAGAAUUUACUCGCAAAGAAAAAAGAAACGCCGCCGGUCGAACACAGAAUGCUCCGGCCCUUUUUGAAACUUCUUACGCAAAAAAUAAUUUUGGUUUGUUUUCCCUCGAGCAAGAUGGUCAGUAGACGAGUGUCGCGACCGAAGCUUUCCUCUUUAUUUACAUGUACCAGAAAUUCAACUUUUCGCCGC